AGGGUGCUAUAAAUACUCCAAACAAACAACACUCUAAACAAACAGCGUAGAAUAACAUUGAGAUCUAGAGAUAAACUUGUUUAAUAUUUUUAGUUCGGGUAUUAUUGUAUUACUUUUCUGAGCAAAUAUGUCUAACACGCAAUCCCAAGUCCAGGGCAAGGGUGAGGAGUUGUUGCAGUCCACAAAGGAUGCAGCCGGUGCAGCUCAAAACAAGACCGCUGAUGCAGCUCAAGCAGCUAAAAACAAGACGUGUGAUGCGGCUCAAUCAGCUAAAAACACGACGUCUGAUGCAGCUCAAUCAGCUGGCAAGUCUGCCCAACAAGGGAAGGAACAGAGUACCGGUUUCAUCCAGCAGACAGGAGAACAGGUGAUGAGCAUGGCUCAGGGCGCUGUGGGCACUGUGAAGAACACACUUGGAAUGGGUGACAAGAAAUGAACGAAAAACAGCUUUCUGUCUCUCAUUAUGAUGUCUUCCUGCAUUAAUGCAUGGAUUUAGGUUUUUCUAGGUUCUAGCUCUUUCCCAAUUCUGGGACAAGCAAAAUUGUAAUAAAGCCUUUUGUGGCUUAGUAAUAAUGCAAAACAAACUUAUUUUGUUU
This is a messenger RNA of Alnus glutinosa, 596 nucleotides long. RefSeq names its product late embryogenesis abundant protein 2. The record is from RefSeq and is a predicted model, not a curated record. Bases 128 to 436 code for a protein of 102 amino acids. NCBI's taxonomy places the organism in Eukaryota, Viridiplantae, Streptophyta, Magnoliopsida, Fagales, Betulaceae. The transcript is spliced from 3 exons.